CAUAUUUACCCUAGAAGAAAGCAAGUGUUGAAAUACUAAUGAUCCCCACUACACCAAACCUUUUACGUUACAGAGUUUGGUGUGGUCACUCACAUCUCCACCUACUGCGUUUCAGGAGUCGACAACCUUUGAAUUUCUCAUUUCUCAUCCACUAACUUCUUUCUCAAUCCCUCUUUUUCUUUUUUAUGUUUUAAACUCUUUUAAAAGCUUCUUCCCUCUUUGCCGAAUUUUCCAUAAACCACAUUCUCGUUCGUUCUCUUUCAAUGGAGUCUAAGCUUUUAAGAGCCACCACCAUCUCAGUCCCUUCAACACCCUCAUGCGCUUUCCAUCGCACAACUCGCAAGGCUUCGAUUUCCUUCAACCCCACCUCGGAUUUCGCCCCAAAAAGCAAUCUUUCUCUCCAGGCACAUGCGGCUUCCAUCGAGUCAGUGCCAACAAAGAAAAGAAUUGAUGAGAGUGACAACCUGACCCUUGAUCAUAUAAGACGUUCUUUAGUUCGUCAAGAGGAUAGCAUAAUCUUCAGUCUCAUCGAGCGAGCACAAUACUGUUACAAUGAAGAUACAUAUGACCCUGAUGCCUUCUCCAUGGAUGGAUUUCAUGGCUCAUUGGUUGAGUACAUGGUCGGGGAAACUGAGAGGCUUCAUGCCAAGGUGGGUAGGUACAAGAGCCCUGAUGAGCAUCCAUUCUUUCCAGAUGGCCUACCCGAACCAGUGUUACCACCUUUGCAGUACCCUCAGGUGUUGCACCCUAUUGCUGAUUCAAUUAAUAUAAAUGAAAAAGUAUGGAGUUUAUACUUCAGAGUUCUUAUCCCACAAAUAGUCAAACAAGGGGAUGAUGGUAACUCUGGAUCCAGUGCUGUUUGUGAUGUAAUAUGCUUGCAGGCUCUCUCAAAGAGAAUUCAUUAUGGAAAAUAUGUAGCUGAGGCAAAAUACCAAGCUAGUCCAGAUUCAUAUAAAGAUGCCAUUAUAGCACAGGACAAGGACAAGUUGAUGGAAUUGCUAACAUAUCCUGAAGUUGAAGAGGCAAUUAAGAGGAGAGUUGACAUGAAGACCAAGACUUAUGGGCAAGAACUGGUUGUAACUACGAAGGAACAUCGAACUGAACCUGUCUACAAAAUAAAUCCAAGCUUGGUUGCUGAUCUAUACAGUGAUUGGAUCAUGCCAUUGACAAAGGAAGUCCAAGUUUCUUAUUUAUUGAGAAGGUUGGAUUGAACAUAACAAAAAGUACCUUUUCAAUUACAGUGUUCAUAGGGUAUUUAUAUUUUCUAGGAAAUGAUACUUGCAAUGGGUAAUUUCUCUUGAAUCAUGACUAUAAACUUUAGUUUUUGUAAUUAACAUAUGAGGAAGCUCAUAUUGGGUUCUUAUAUAAUAAUUAAUGGCAUCCUUUAUGUUGUUUUUUCU
Glycine soja is the source of this 1400-nucleotide messenger RNA. RefSeq names its product chorismate mutase 1, chloroplastic-like. Gene Ontology annotation, molecular function: chorismate mutase activity. Lineage: Eukaryota; Viridiplantae; Streptophyta; Magnoliopsida; Fabales; Fabaceae. Gene Ontology annotation, cellular component: cytoplasm. The record is from RefSeq and is a predicted model, not a curated record. Bases 264 to 1211 code for a protein of 315 amino acids. Gene Ontology annotation, biological process: aromatic amino acid biosynthetic process; chorismate metabolic process. The transcript is spliced from 6 exons.